GUCAAUUAUUGAGUUGGAUUUUUUUAGCCUGCAACUAGCUAUAUAAGUUGAGAUAUGUGCAGAUGCAAAGGGUGAAUGAAUAUUUGAUUGUAUUAGUGUUCUUGUUAGUAUAUCUUGCAUUUGAGUAAAGGUUGAAGUGGGGUUCUAUCAUUGGUAUCAAGCCAGUCUUGAUUCCUCAAUCCCUUCUCUUUUGCCGAUUGAAUCGUGCGUCAACGAAGGAAGCCAUGGAAUUUCAUAACCAUCUUGCUGCGAUUAAUGACACUCUCAAUGUGCUAAUUUAGCGAUUUGACGCCAUGGAAGCUCGUCAAGAUUCUUCUGAUGCUCGAUUCGAGAAACUAUACCAUGAUUUUGUGGCCAAAUGCGAUAGGGGUUCACAUCCGCUGUUCAUCAAAAUGGCAUCUCCUAUCUCUUUUGAGAAAUCGAACCAAGUCGUUCUCAAGCUUCAAUCCUUCCAUGAGGAAAAAAAUUCAUGCCAAAGAGAGAGUGAAUCAACUCUCUCAAUUUCAUCAAAGUUACAAGCCCAAGACUCGUCCUUGUUUACGACCCAUAUUGAAGAGAUUCAAGAAAGUUCGCGACUACGACAAACACGACGACGAUGGUUCUGCAAUAUUUUGUUCCAAUUCCAAAUUUGAAGAAAGUUGUGGGUUUUUUUGGAAAGCUUUGGUUGUGGAGGACGAAGAGGUUUUCAAUUUGUUCGACAGGGAAGCUAAAGAUUAUGUGAAAAUUCCUCCAUUUCUUGAUUCUAAUCGCAAGGCAGGCACCGCAAAGGAGUUGGUUUCUUUAUUCAACAAGAAAGUUGAAGAUUAUGUAAUAGCUUCUCCAGUUCUUGAUUCAAAUUGCAGGAAAUCCAAGGUUCAAGCUUAUGUUCUGGGUUCUACAUUUCGUAAUGGCUUGGCUACUUCUUUUGGACAUAAAUUCAUUCAGUUUGGGAUGGCGCCUUCAUCUAUUCGUGAAUCUAGUUGCAAGAACGACGUGGUCCAGGAUUUCAUUUUCACAAUUCCUGUUUCUGAUGAUAGGUUCGUGAAAAUUGAUUCACCUACAUUCCAGGUGUUUGAUGAAGGUCACAAUCAAUAGAUUGUGAUUUUCAGUUGGGCUAUCAUAUGCCGAUUUCUGACACUAGAGGAAAAGUUGAUACCAUUUUGGUGCAAGAUGAUGCUUCUACUGGUGUUGUACUUAUUCUUCAAUUCCACUACCAUAAAGGAAUUCAUGAUAAAGGUGGUGGUUUGGCAAAAGACAAGAUUUGGAAGGACCAUUCGAGAAUAUUCAGGUACAAGAUUAGUACAAUCCUCAUAUCUUCUUGUACAAAACAAUCUGAAAAUGCUACUGCAUAUAACAAAGAUGGAACUAUUUGUCUCUCUUAAUUCAACUCAAUGGAUUUUCUGGCAAUUUAUGAGUUGGGUUUUGUUCUUAAUGCGAAAAAGAGGAAUUUUUUGGAGGAAGCUAACCCCUUUAUUGUACCUGCUGAGAAAACUCGUCUUGCUCUCAACGUGUUUGAUGAAAUUCCUGACUCAAAUCAUCUUGUUGUUGUCAAUUUUGACAUGUGCUAUUGCAAGGGUAUUCGAGAUAAGGGUGGAGGCUCAAAAUUCAGGUAUAUGGUUACUCUGAAUAUUCAUUUUUCUUGUAUGAAUGCAUCUGGAGAUUCUAUUGAAUGUAGCCGAGAUGGAAUAUUUGAGGUUGUAGGUGGAGAAUUUUAUAGUUCAAAUAUUCAAUUGAGCGGGGCAGGGAAGAAGAAAUUCCCAAAUGUUAGGGAGGAUUAUCUGGUUCAUAGCUUUUACGGGCAGAAGAAACUAACAUUUGAAAGGAAUGUUCAUGGAUCUUUUGGUUUGCCAUAUACUAGUCAUUUACUUGAGGGUGGUAUAUUAACUGGUAGAAGAAUGAUGACAAUGAGUGACCAUGGUAUUCUUUACCAUCUUAGUAGCAAAUAUGAUGAGCAUAGGAAAUUGGAUGUUGCCUUCACUCGUGCAAUGCACAUGCCAAAACUGGACGAUGGGUCUAGUGUUUUGGGUUUGUUAUUGUUAACUCUCUGGAGAACUAAUUUGAUUUGGGAAGCUAGUACUACUUUGAUGCCCAUUGUAGAAGCUAUAUUUGCAAUUCCACCUUGGAUUGUAGAUGAGGCUUUACGUUUCAUACUCAUCUCAAUUGGUAAAACAAAUUAGAUUGUGGGAAAUAUUGUGUUGCGCAAAACUUGGGGGUUGCCAAUUGAGAGGGCAGAUUCUUGUCAACCGAUAAGGCCGCUGGUAUUAAUACACAAAUUUCCAAAUAAUACUACAAGCAUGGUUUUUAAUUUUGUGAUUACUGCUGUGAUUGGUGCCUUGUUUGCUGAGAAAGAAAGGAAACAAAUUCAUAGUGUUGGUGUACGGGUGGACUUUCUAUGUAGGUGCUCAGUUCAUGUGAGUAGUGUCAUUAUGCAUCUGGACUCUAGGUGUGGCAAUGAGCAUAAUACCUUGAGGUUUUUCUUGGACCCAGAUUUGUGUGAAAUUACUAAACCAAAUAUUUCUUGGAAUUAUUUGCUUGCUGGAUAUUUUGAGAGUAGAGGUACAAGUUAGGCUCUUUAAGUGGGUAUUGAAAUGUAUGGAGUAGUGGUGUGCAUAGUUGCAUUGGGUAUCCUUAUGCAUGCUGGAAAUUCUGAUUGUAUGGUCAAUAUCAUUGCUCAAUUUUGGACAGGGUGUAAUGUGGAGUUAAUGUUUUCAGCAGUGAACUUUUGGUGGAAGCAGACUUAUGGUUUUAUUAGUUCAGUACAUAUGUUGUUGCUCGUUUACAAGGGAAAAACAUAUCAGUCCUCGUACUACUUGUGGAAGCAUAUUGCUGCAGCAAAUUAAUAGGAAUGCUGCUGCUAUAUACUACUGGCUUAUGUCGCUCAUUGUCUCUAGAUCAACCUAUAGUAGUUGGAUCCAUUGCCAAAUCAUAAUAAAAAAAAAUGCUACUGGAAUUUUCAAAGCUAAACCUUGAGGACAAUGUUGAUUUCUAAGGGAAGGGUAAUGUUAGGAUGCCAAGUGGCAUCACUUAGUUAGCCAGGUGUCAAUUGUAGAGUUGGAUUUCUUUAGCCUGCAACCAGCUAUAUAAGCUGAGAUAUGUGCAAAUGCAAAGGGUGAAUGAAUAUUUGAUUGUAUUAGUGUUCUUGUUAGUAUAUCUUGCAUUUGAGUAAAGGUUGAAGUGGGGUUCUAUCAAAAUGAGAGUUGAGUUGAUGUACCGAUAUGAAAGUUUUGAGGCACAGUGGCAAGAAAGAUGAGGUCUGGGAUGCCAAAUAAAAACUUCAGGAUCUUAACUGAUGACAAAUCGGUGAGAACGAUUUUGGCAAAAAAGGUCGGAAAGGGUUUGAAGCUGGAAUCUGCGGAUGCUGGAGUGAGUCAAAACGAUGUUGUAGUCUGGUUGUCGGCCAACGACCAAGAUUGAUUAUGGCAACCAGAGUCGUCGGAAGGCUAAAGCUUUUUUGGGUUCAGAGAGGACAUCUUUGAGACCAAGGAGAUUCAUAUGAGAUUUAAGUGUAAAUUGAAAAUAAAUUGGGAGAUUGGGAAAGGAGGUGAGGAGGGAGACGGGGAUAGCAGGAGCCAGACAGAGAAAAGGUGGGUCGAGAGUCUGAAACUAUGGGGGAAGCAUCUAGAGAAAAGACGGGUCGAGAUGCUAAAACGAUGUGGGAAGGAAGAAUCUAGAAAUGGAAUAAAAGACCAAAGACUAAAGCAGGGGCAAAAGCGGAAUUACACAGUAGAAUAAACAGUGUCCACAGAAACAUGGAAAGGGCAAAAAUGGAAGAACAUUGGAAAAUGAACAGUGUUUCAAGCGUUUUUCUCUUUUAGUAUAUAUAUAAUAUAAUUUGAGUUUUAGUAUAUAUUGAAUUUGCUCAUCAUGAGUCUAAAUAGAGUUUGGGGUUUGGGGUUUAGGGCCAAUUUUUAGAAUGCUUAAGUAGUAGUAAUCAAACUCAAAAGAUGCUCGAGUGCAUGAAUUUUUUAACAAUGCUCCACUUGAGGAUCAAGCAUUGUAAGUUAAUGCUGCCUUAUUGGAUGGAAGCAAUUAGUAUUAUAGAAAUUCUGUUUUCAUUGCACAAA
Molecule: messenger RNA, 4043 nt
Organism: Malus domestica (apple)
Lineage: Eukaryota; Viridiplantae; Streptophyta; Magnoliopsida; Rosales; Rosaceae
Source: RefSeq, a predicted model, not a curated record